Molecule: messenger RNA, 1890 nt
Organism: Epithele typhae
Lineage: Eukaryota; Fungi; Basidiomycota; Agaricomycetes; Polyporales; Epitheliaceae
Exons: 11
Coding region: 1-1890 (629 amino acids)
Source: RefSeq, a predicted model, not a curated record
AUGUGGGCGCGAGCGAGGCAGGCGAGGACGUGGUGGGCGAGAUGGGUGGGCGACGCGGGCGCGAGGCACAUGGACGAGGGCGAGGGCGAGACGGGUAAUGUGGGUGAGGCAGAUAACGCAGCGACUGGAGGCGAGAAAGCGGCGGGGCAUGUACGAGGGGGGCAGGCUGGAGGUGAGACGGAUGGCGGCGGCGAGGGCGAGGUGACGGGCGAUGUCGAUGAAGUGGGUGACGCCGACGCAAACAUGAGCAACGCAGGGGCAGAUUGGCGACGCGGGGGCAACAGGGGUGAUGUGUACGAGGUGGGCGUAACUUGGAGUGAGAGAUGCGGGCGACUUGGGCGAUGUUGUGACGUCGGUGAAGCAUGGCAGGAGGGGGAUAUGGGCGAUGCGGACGAUGAGAGCAAGACAGGGGGCGCGGGCGCGGAGGACGAGGGCGAGGGCGCGGAGGACGAGGACGAGGGCGCGGAGGAUGAUGGGAGCGCGGCGCGGCCGCGAUGGGAAGGGUUUGAUGGGGGCGAGGGCGAGGGCGGGAGCAAGGGCGAGGUGGGUGACCCGGACGAGGACGAGGCGGGCGAGACAGACGAGGAUGACGCGGUCGAGUGGGAGGGGGGCGAGCGCGAGCGCAUGGCGCGCAGGGGCAUUGCCAGCGCGGGAGAGGGUGAGACAACGCAGGGAGCAGACGGGGCAGGGGAGGACUCACCAGGGGAGAUUGGGGCCACAGGAGCUCACCGGGACCCCACAGGCCUGCGCGAUGACGCCGCAUGGACGGAGGAUCAAGCGACGCGGGCGAGACGCGUGACGUGGGCGAGACGGGAGGUGCGCAGGACACGUGGCGCUGAAGCCAAUGCGGAGGUGGUGGUGGGCGACACGAGGCAGAUCCAAGGGAUAAGGCGGAGGGCAGGGGCGUGGUGGAGGAGGCUGAGCGCGGUGCGGGCGGAGGACGACAUAAGGCAGAGGAGGCGGAGGGAAAAGCGCGGGAAGAGGCAGAGGACAAGGGCCUGGCAGGGGCAAACCGGGGGAUGGCGAGGUGGUGAGACACGGACAAAGGGAAUGCGAGGGGCCGCAGGAGCUCACCGCGACCCCACAGUGCAGCUCCUGGGCUUGAGGACGGCUGUGCGCGCGCACGCGAUGACGCCACGCGGAUGGAGGGUGGAAGGCAAGUGGAGGAGGGGUGAGGAAAGACUGGAGAGGAGGAGGGAUGACCACGAGCAAGUGAUGCGCGAGACCCACGUUCGAAUCCGAACACUGCCCGAUCGGGAUGGAUUCCCGUAUUCUGCGGAUAAUCCGUGGAUCGAGCCUCAGACCCGCAAUAUUUUGGUCCCCUUGACCUGGAGCUGCUGGGAGCUGGAGCUGCAAAGAGCCGGAGCCGUUUGGCUCAUGAUCUCCGGCUCACGGCUCCAGAUCAUCGCGGGUUUACCUGCAAAUGGCGUACGUGAACAGCUCCAGCAACUGCAUUGGGGCUACGUGUGCACCAGGCGUUCGGGCGUUCAGAGAACAAUGUGGAAGACGAGGAGGGGAGAUGAGGGAAGGAAGGAGACACGCAUUGCCAUUUGGCGCCCGCGUCAUCCACCUCUGGAAGACCGAAUCCCUGCCGCUGAUAUCUUCGCACACCGACACCUCCGGCCUGUGCACUACCCCUCAGCCUCUGUCCCCCCACUCGCCAAUACACCUGCACCGUUCCAUCACCGACAGCCCGCGCCCACACAACAUGCGCUGGAACGCGCUCUCGGUACCAGCCCAACCUCGCCGUCAUCGCGCCGCCGCUCUCAAGCGCUCUUGACCGUGAUCACCGACCGCAGACCCGUUGGUGUCGGGGUGGUGGUUGCUUGGCGGUUCUUCCUUUUGAGAGGGGUGCAAGGGAUGAUUAAGAUGGCAUCUCCACGGCCCUGA